AUGGUUCUUGUGGAAGGAAACACUCCACAGCGUUGGACACGUGGAAAGCUGUUGUUCGUCUCAUUGGCAGUUCGUUUCACCUUGAUCCUCUACUCGAACAUCCACGACUAUAUGUUUCAUGUGAAUUUCACUGACAUCGACUACAGCGUUUACAGCGACGCUGCUCGUUAUGUGGCUGCUGGAGAAAGUCCAUUCAACAGAGUAACAUACAGACUGAGUUACGAUUUAAGCACUUAUGCUAGGCCUAGUAGUCUGCGAAGUCGAGGGCACAAGGAGGGCCAACCCGAUGAUGAUCUCACACUGGCCGUUGUUGUUUUCUGGCUAGCGAAUCCUUUAAUUGCAGUUAUAUCAGCUAGAGGUAAUGCAGACGUACUGGUCUGUGCGGCAGUGCUUUUCACACUUUAUCUGCUGAAAAAAGAACAUGUUAGUUCAAAAUUUUACCUUUGA
Angiostrongylus costaricensis is the source of this 447-nucleotide messenger RNA. Lineage: Eukaryota; Metazoa; Nematoda; Chromadorea; Rhabditida; Metastrongylidae. The record is from the annotation of a GenBank genome assembly.